GCGUUGUUGCCCUGUCGUCCAACAGUAGUAAUGGUGGGGAUGAGCGUUCUCAGGUCGGCUGCUGCCUUUGCAGCCAGACUGACCCCACUUAAACCAGGGAGUUCUCCGGCAAAUCUACUCACUCGAGCAAUUCCUCGAACAGACAAAGCUGCCAUUCGCUGGGGCCAUGGAAAGAAAAUGUUUGUCAUCAAACCCUCUGACUACUACGACAGGAGAUUUCUGCGUUUAUUGCAAUAUUAUGUCCUUCUGACUGGGAUCCCGGUAGCCAUCAUUGUCACAGGGGUCAAUCUCUUCAUCGGUGAAGCAGAGCUGGCUGAGAUUCCUGAGGGCUAUGAACCCGAGCACUGGGAGUACUACAAGCACCCCAUCACCAGGUGGAUUUCAAGAAAUUUGUACGACUCCCCAGUGAAGGACUAUGAAAAGAUGAUGGCUGCAAUUCAGAUCGAAAAAGAAAAGGCAGAUAUGAGACUGACACAGAUGGAGGUACGUCGCCACAUGAGGGAGAGUGGAGAUGGUCCUUGGUUCCAGAUCCCCACCCUCAACAAGGACCUCAUUGACAACAGUCCAAAGGCAUCACCUGACAAUUAAUGAAGACGCCUUUUCAAGAUUUGAUCAACUUCACUGUACAUUUUUCUCUGCGUAAAUAAAAUAUCUCUAAGUAGA
Oryzias latipes (Japanese medaka) is the source of this 663-nucleotide messenger RNA. It is a transcript of the gene ndufb5, whose product is annotated as NADH:ubiquinone oxidoreductase subunit B5. Gene Ontology annotation, cellular component: respiratory chain complex I. NCBI's taxonomy places the organism in Eukaryota, Metazoa, Chordata, Actinopteri, Beloniformes, Adrianichthyidae. The record is from RefSeq and is a predicted model, not a curated record.